GCCCAAUUAUCCAUGAGUUGAUGAUAACUUGCUUGAUACUAUGGCGGUAAUCAUAAGCCACUUAUCAGGGAGUAUCAGUUCCAUCAGAGUAUUAUCACGAUCACUUCCAAGCGACAGAGAGGGAACAAAAGAGCCCUCUGCUUCUCGUCCGCCGCUUUUGGCUCUCCACCCAAUCCAGCCACCACCCGACCUACCUACCUUCUCGAUACCAAUCCUCUAGACACCGACGACGAACCAAGGCCCUCUAGGUAAGCAGAGUGAAAGACAACAGGCGGCGACGGACGAAAGCUGUGGUGAAGCGUUGCUUCGUGGGAAUCGAUAAGCGAAACGCACAACGGCGGAAAUCCCAUGGGAAAAACCAUCCCUCGACGACGCUUCUUACCCGCCUGCCGCAAUGAACAGCUGAAGGGCGUUCGGGAUGCGCAUCUCGAAGUUUCUCUUGAAAUUCCCAGAGCAGAAAACAAAGUUGCUGACGGUUCCCUUCUUUCGUUCCCCCACAGUCGUAACUUUCUUGCCCUCAAGUGCCUUCUUCCACCCGUCGCUUGGACUUCACCACAUAACACCGACUUCAAUAUGAGCCACCAAUCCCGCCGUAGCAUGUGCAGCUUCCUCUUCUGGAUGAAGACAACGCUUGCCCUUCUUAUCGCACUCGGUGCGAUGGCGGCAAUGUCCCUGAUGGUCUACAAGAAGCACAAUGACGCUGUGAACGCCGGGCCAGCCAAGAAGAUCAACGUCCCUCAAGUGGCAACAACGGACCCCACGCUUGCCGGCCCUACUCAGGUCCCUGUCGCCGUGCCCGCGCCCUUACCCGUUGCUCCACCCCCCGCAAUAACACCGGCUCCCGCGGCCCCCGUCGUUGCUCCCCCUGCUCAGGUGACACCUCCGGUCGCGGGCCCAGCUGUUCCAGCGGAAACUCCUCUUCCCACACCACCAGUUGACACCCCUGCCGGUCCCGCCGACCCCCCCGUUAACCCGGACAUCCCUCCACUCAACCCCGUCGACCCCCCAGCAGCUCCCGCUCCCGCUGCUCCCGCCGCCGGAGGGGUCGUUGGAGCCGCUAUCGUCCCAAGCCCCACAGCAGGGUUUGCCGCAGGAUUCGCCCGCCGAUCACAACAGGCACCUCAAGCCGGCUCCAUCCGAGUAGGCCUCGGCUCGAUCCACUUCGCCAACGCUCUCGGACCCAACAUCCAGGUCGUCAAGGUAUAAAAACAGCGAGCACCACCACCACCACCCACUGUCGCAACCUUUCGACAGCCAUUAUCGCUCGGUUCGCACUACCACAACCCUUUUAUACAUUAUAUACAUAGACUUCGGCGGGUAACAUCACAGGCAUAUACAUCCUACAAAAAAGACGGCGUAGUAUUCGUAUACAUAUCCCCAACGGUCCCUUUUGCACAAAGACAUCGUACCUUCCCGCCAUUAAUGCCCUCCCUCUCCCACCCGUUUCGCUCGACUUCCGGCGUUUUUUCAUUUAUAGACGUUAGUGAUGUAGAUACUGAACUUUUCUUUCCUUUUCGUUUCCUUCAACGUCUGUGCUGUUUGUUAUCGUAGUGUUUGGAAUGAAAGUGAUAUCCCUACUCUG
This is a messenger RNA of Fimicolochytrium jonesii, 1582 nucleotides long. RefSeq lists its product as uncharacterized. Bases 349 to 1206 code for a protein of 285 amino acids. The transcript has a single exon. NCBI's taxonomy places the organism in Eukaryota, Fungi, Chytridiomycota, Chytridiomycetes, Spizellomycetales, Powellomycetaceae. The record is from RefSeq and is a predicted model, not a curated record.